Messenger RNA from Cynoglossus semilaevis (tongue sole), 3669 nucleotides. RefSeq names its product BTB domain containing 8 (gene btbd8). Bases 546 to 3458 code for a protein of 970 amino acids. The record is from RefSeq and is a predicted model, not a curated record. Lineage: Eukaryota; Metazoa; Chordata; Actinopteri; Pleuronectiformes; Cynoglossidae. The transcript is spliced from 7 exons.
AAGACCUGUGUUUUUGUUUCCAGCCAGACUAUGUACAUUUCUCCCAUCCUUGUUAUCCAUUUCAAGGCAAGGAGGGUUGAAAGAGGGAGGGAUAUCUGUUGCCAUGGUGAAGGUUCUUCGAGCAGCUGCUGAUUCGCCCACCACUGUCGCAGAUACCGUACUGGACUUCUCGUGUUCUAUCCUUCCUUUCAUCCGACAGCCAUUCGAGGAGGAUAGCGUAUUCUUCGACAAUCUUUUAAACAAAAUUCUCCCGCUGCUGACCCUUUUUUUUUUUUUUUUUUUUUUACUGAACAGAAAUGGGAGACCAUUAUAAGCACAGGUAGAAGAUACUAUCAGGAGCAGCAGGACUUUUGGUUCUUGGUCAACACACCAGAGCCCGGUUGUUGCUGGAAUGCCAAACAGCAAUCCUCACUCCUCGAAGCAAAACUGUAACCGCAAGGACCUAAAUUCAAGUCGGAAUUGCAAUAAUUGUAAAAUGGCCUUUAUUUGAUCCUCAUCAGACCGCUGUGUGCAGAUAGACUUCAAUUCGUAGGACUGCAUCCUUCAUGAAGUCUGAAGGACUGGCCAAAGCCAACACACCAGGAGAAGGUCACUCGUUAUCAUCUACGACUGCAAAAAUGUUAGAUGAUGGAAUAGCAGCAGCAAAAGAAAAGUCAUCUUCAGCCUCCGAACUGGUUGCCAACGACACUGAGGAUUCAGUUGUGACACAAGAUUUAGCAGCCACCACCCACCCUAAAAGCUCUUACGUAACUAAAGGGCAACAAAAGAAGCCAAACCUAGGUAUCAGGCCUAAAAUGGUGGCCUCAACCUGCACAUCAUCUGCAAAGCCUCAGAAGAGUCCAGUAGGAAAAGGACAGGUCAGCCCGUCCGCCUUGCUGUGUUCUCAGCCUGUUGCUUCUUCGUCUGGCAGCACCUCACUGGAGAAUGGAGCCAGCAGCCCAAGUAAAGGCACAAAAUCCACCUCAGGAGAAAAACCCAAGUCGCAGAUCAAAGCAGUGAACAAAGUCCCACUGACGAAACCUCAGAAAUUAGACUCCAGAAAGACCAACAGUCCUUCCAGUAGGACAGGUAUUAAAGAUGGCUGCAAAGUAAAAACUGGUGCAGCUGAGAAAGUGUCCAAUUCACCAGGAACAGGCUCUUCUAGAGGAAAAGGAACAUUGGACCAUCACGUAUCCAAGGUGGGAUUUUCUACAAAAAAGCAAGAAAAAAAAGAAGACGGCAGGAAUAGUUUAAAAGCCUCGACAGGACACAACACCAAUUGUGAAAAACCUAAAAAGAAGAUCAUAAAAACGAGUUCAGAAACAAGUGACACAACCAAAUCCCUGUCUACGGUUACUGCUGCCAAAUGUACACCCAAACUGAGGAGUGUUACCGAAACACCUGCGGAGAAGCUUUCACCAAAUUCUGCAUCCAAAGCCUUAGCUGCUGCUGCGACCCCCAAAAAGUCAGCAACAAAGGGAGGAGAGAUAAAGAAUAGUAGAAGGAUCAAUUGUAAAUAUGAGCCUGGCCCAACUAAAAGCAGUAAGCAUGUUGCAGCGCCUAAAGCACCUGGAUUUGGUGACCAAGUGAUACAUAGCACGGAGUCAAAAAACCAAGAAGGAGAAGAAGAGUUGCAAAUCUGUGCAAAGCUGAAAUUGUCAGACACAAGUGUGCCAACCGAGAACAAGGUUAUUUCUGAUCUCUCAGAUGAUCGUCGGCAGAUUAAAGAAAAAGAAGCUAGCGAAUCCCCCAACAGCAUCAUCCGUAGUCACAUUAGCGAAGUGCAGACCCGUGUGGUGAGCUUCCCAAACUCGCAGAAAGGUAAAGAAUCCCCCGCUGACAGGCCCUGCAACGUAGUAAGCACAACUACCCCACUAGAGGACUCCUUGAGUGGAAUCCACCCUCAAGUCAGCCCCGAAUCUGAGACUGGCAGCACCCACACUACCUCCUCCGAUGACAUUAAGCCCCGCUCAGAGGACUACGACGCCGGAGGUUCUCAAGACGACGACUUCUCACAUGAACGCGGCGUUUCCAAGUGUGGAACCAUGCAGUGUCAUGAUUUUCUGGGUCGUAGCAGCAGUGACACAAGCACUCCGGAGGAGUUAAACGUGUGUGAAGGAAGGCCUGGGCUGAGGGUUGAGGUGUGGCUGCAUGGAAGGGAGGUGGAGACUACCAGUGAGGAGGACACUGAGAGGUGCCACCGUCGUUCCUGGUUGGUAAGAGAUGAGGUUUGUUUUGCAAAGGAAACCUCAGAGCCGGAGCUGAGUGCGGGUGUAAAACGUGUCCCGGACCACCAGCUCUUCUCCUCGGAGGAUGAAGAAAACGAGGACAACGAAGAGGAAUCGGAAGACGAAAGGUCAGCCGUGGAAGUUACUCCAAGUCAGGUUUUAAUGGCGCCGGUUGACCCAUCACUCCAGUCUUUAGGGAUUGUCAAUCUAGCGUUUGAUGAUGACAUUUUGGACCAUGAGAAAAGCCAAGUGGAAAACCAGCCCAACAGUAAAAUCCAUCGAUCAUUGUUGUUGUCAGUUGAUGAGUGCGAAGAGAUAUGCUCAGAGGAGGGCAAUGUACAAACACCAACUCAGAAACCGGACGAUGCAUCAUCUCAUUGUGACGUCCCUCCCCGUGACCAACAAAACCAUUUUCAAAAAAGUAACGAUAUUCAAAACGAGGAAGGAAGAUGUGAAAAAUCUCAAGUGUUCCUGCCAGAGCUUCAGGAGUCCGUGCAGGUCAAGGGGGAAUACACCAAGGAGGACAUGGGUAAUUCCAGUAUCAUAAACUACACCAGAGAUCUUCCUCCUCAGGAGCGACCGUGUCAGCUUGACCUACGACACGCUGAACAAUACAAGGGCGGUCCACAAAGCAUUCACGUAAAACUCUCAGAAAACAAGAAAGAUGACUUUCACCUAGUACUGAAUGAACUGAAAAGGAACACUACUUUACCUGCUUCACAACAUCCACCAGGGAACAGUGGUUGUGAGAGACUGGAUCAAAUCUGCACACAUGACCGCAGCCUAUCCCAAGCUUUGUCCCCCAAUUAUGAGAGGGACAUGGCGGAAGCUUUCAGACACAGCUCAGUCAAGGACAGGAUCUUCAAAUUACAAGAGCAAAGAGAUGUGGGAGAACAACAAAGGCAGGACCUUGAUAAAAGUUACUAUUUUGCCGAGAGGGACUGGAGCCUUCUAAGGCAGCUACUCUCAGAAUAUAAGUCCACUCUGGGUGUAAUAAACCCAGUCCCUUCAGAGCUUAACCUGGCCCAGUACCUCAUCAAGCAGACAUUAUGCCUUUCACGGGACAACCUAGACUUGCAGGCUUUGCUGUCACCCGAAAAGGAAACGUAUACACGCUGGGCAGAGCUCAUAUCCCCUAUGGAUGACACAUCAACCUCCUCCACUAGCAUCAGCGUGACCAGCUUCUCACCAGAAGAUGCUGCAUCACCACAGGGGGAGUGGACCAUUGUUGAACUUGAAACGCAUCAUUGACCACACAAAAUGAUAGUUUCUGUACAGGUGACAUCCAAAUAAUGUCUGGUUCUUACCACAGUUGUUAUGCAUGCUGACAUGUCUCUACUGUAUAUUGUUUAUGUUAAAUAAUCAAGAAAAGCAAAUUCAAGCAUGUGUUUCUCUUGGGAUUGUGUUCAAAUAAAAAAUAUACGACCAUUUAAUGGCAAAUUAAAAAUGACACUGUUAUAUA